Molecule: messenger RNA, 282 nt
Organism: Hydatigera taeniaeformis
Lineage: Eukaryota; Metazoa; Platyhelminthes; Cestoda; Cyclophyllidea; Taeniidae
Source: the annotation of a GenBank genome assembly
AUGGCUGGAAGCAUGCUGGAGGACGUUAUCAGCUCCAUCGAAUCGUGUGGUGGAUUGAACCUCAUCGAGGACUUGCAGCAAAAUGUUAAUCCUUCCAUAUUCAAGUCUGCAUAUAACAUUCUGGAAAUGCUAUAUGGUUCCAAUUACGACGAGACUGUCGCGGCUGAAGAGGAAUUUGAUGCAGCCAAUUCGGGCAGCGGAAAUAACCCUCCGUCUGGCGAUGGCAAUGAAGACACUUUUACAUUUGCAGCUAAAACGGAUAACAUGCUCUUCGACUUUUAA